AUGGGUGAUCAGCAGGCCCAAGCAGCAACAAUGAGAAAUUUGGAGCGACAAAUGGGACAACUUGCCAGUGCCCAAAAUACUCGACCAGUUGGAGCUCUUCCAAGAGACACUGAGGCUAAUCCUAAGGAGUUAGAGAAGCCAGCUGAAGAGGCGGUGGCUAAACCUCCACCAUUAGUUGCGAGGCCACCACCUCCGUUCCCUCAAAAUUUGCAGAAAGUGAAGGAUAAUGUUUCGUAUAAAAAGUUUAUUGAUAUUUUGAAGCAAGUGCAAAUCAAUAUUCCACUAGUAGACAUUCUGCAAGAAGUGCCCAAAUAUGCAAAAUACAUCAAGGACAUAGUGGCAAAUAAAAGGAGGUUGAAUGAAUUCAAGACUGUGGCACUCAUUGAGGAAUGUAGUUCUAGAAUCCAAACCAAGCUACCUCAGAAAUUGAAGGAUCCGGGUAGUUUCACUAUCCAAAUCUCGAUUGGAGUGAUUGGAGAUGUGUUAGUUCAAGUGGGUUCUUUCAUAUUCUCUGCUGAUUUUAUUAUCUUGGACUACGAGCCUGAUCACGAAGUCCCAUAUAUUUUGGGGCAUCCAUUUUUAGCCACGGACCGAGCUAUUAUUGAUGUAUGCAAAGGAAAGAUGACGAUGAGAGUUGGUGAUCGAGUGGAGGUAUUCAAUAUGUAUAAAGCACUUAGAUUGCCAGCCCACUAUGAAGAGCUAUCCAUGAUUUCUAUGGUGGAAAGUGGUGUUACGUCAUUGGUGCCUUGUAUGAGCCCCUUAGAUCCUCUUGAACGAGCUUUGAUUGGGGAUGAAGAAGACAGUUAA
Nicotiana tabacum (common tobacco) is the source of this 807-nucleotide messenger RNA. The record is from RefSeq and is a predicted model, not a curated record. NCBI's taxonomy places the organism in Eukaryota, Viridiplantae, Streptophyta, Magnoliopsida, Solanales, Solanaceae.